CGCUACGUCUUACAUCCCAGAAAUAGGAAAGGCGUGGGAGUGGGCAUGGUCGAGAACACAGCCAAGCGUUGUUUGGAGGCUGCAAUCCACCGGACUUCGUUUCGAAUGUUUAAUGACAUGGCCCACAGCGAGGCAUGAUAGGGAAUGGUUUGGUUUCGAGGGAUCGUAUAUAGGUGCUUGAGGCUGUCACCAGUUCUCGUCCAGUUCAAACAUCCGGUUCUUCACUUCCAUCAGCUUCUUUGUGCUCUUCAGGUCUGAGACCUCACAUUCGUUCAAUCGUCAUUCAUUCAUUCACACUCUUUAAGAAAAGCUAGCCUUUUAUCACUCUCUCUACCAGCACCUCUUCAAGCACCAACAAACAAAUCACCAUGAAGUCCUACUCCGCCGUCGUUGCCCUUGCUGGCCUCGUUUCCUCCGUUGCCGCCCACGGCUUCAUCUCCUCGCCCACGCCCCGUCAACCCGGUCAGGGCCUCAAGGCCGCCUGUGGUGACCAGGUCUACAACCAGCAGUCCUCGGACCACUUUGGCAAUGUCCAGGGUGCGCUCCAGAACCUCCAGGGCUCCCAACCCGAUUGCCGCAUGUGGCACUGCAAGGGUGUCCCCUUCUCUGAUGCUGGUGAGGUCUUCGAUUAUACCCCUGGCCAGGUCAUCCCCAUGAAGGUUGAGAUCCGCGCUCCCCACGAUGGUGUCGCCAACGUCUCCAUCGUCAAGGUGUCCUCCGACACCGUCAUCGGCCAGCCCUUGAUCAGCUGGGACCAGUAUGCCCUGACUUCAUCGCCCCUCUCGCAGCACCCUGACUGGACUUCCUUCGACAUCAAGAUGCCCGAUGUCAGCAGCGAGUGCGCUAAGGCUGGUGACUGCGUCAUCCAGUGGUACUGGGAUGCACCCAAGAUCAGCCAGACCUACGAGUCUUGCAUCGACUUCAAGAUGGGCGGUGGCUCCGGUGGCAGUGCUCCUUCUCCUUCGGCUUCCGCUGCGCCAGCUUCGUCUGCUGCCCCCAAGCCUUCCUCCGCUGCCCCUGCCACCUCCGCUACUCCUACUGCUACCGUCCCGGCUGCUACCCCUACUCCCUCCAAGGUCGAGGAGGUCGCUACCCCCACCGCCUCCUCCGGCGCCGGUGAGGGCUCCACCCUCCCCAAGAGCUUCACCAUCGACAGCUUCAUUACCUGGCUCCGCGCCAACGCUGGUUCCGAUACUGCCACCAAGGUCAGCCGCGCGGUAGCUGAGCGCGCCCAUCCCCGUGCCUUCCGCGUUUAAAGAGGGUGCACUGAAACGUGUUCAUGUGUUGCUGGGAAAUUAGAGGGACUGUUUGAUUCUGUAGAUAUAUACUUCAAUGAUGCAUAUACUUUUCUCGCUGAUGGAGCGAGCCAUUCCUA
This is a messenger RNA of Cucurbitaria berberidis CBS 394.84, 1375 nucleotides long. RefSeq lists its product as uncharacterized. The record is from RefSeq and is a predicted model, not a curated record. Lineage: Eukaryota; Fungi; Ascomycota; Dothideomycetes; Pleosporales; Cucurbitariaceae. The transcript has a single exon. Bases 369 to 1256 code for a protein of 295 amino acids.